Molecule: messenger RNA, 573 nt
Organism: Microthlaspi erraticum
Lineage: Eukaryota; Viridiplantae; Streptophyta; Magnoliopsida; Brassicales; Brassicaceae
Source: the annotation of a GenBank genome assembly
AUGUCUCUCUCUUUCUACGUAAUUUAUCUUCUCAUAUUCUCCCUGAUUUCCACUUGUGUUAUCUGCAACCAGGCGGAGGAUAAUCUUCUACAAGGCCUUAACAGCUACCGAACUGCUCAAAGAGUUCCACCUUUUGUUAAGAACGACAAAGCUGAUUGUGUGGCCGAUGAGAUAGCUGAAAAGCUCGAAGAUCAGCCAUGCACAAACCAUACCACAGCAAGCAUGGUUACUCCCGGUUCAGUUCCUCCACGAUUGUCAAACUACCAAGACAUUCUCUCUGAGUGCAAGGUCGACCCAAACAAUACCCGUGAUGCAUUGAUCUUACCCGUUUGUAUCCCCAACAGGAUCCCUACCUUGGCUUUAACUAACUACACCCAAACUGGCUAUGCUCGCUAUUUAAAUGAUUCAAGGUAUGUCGGGGCUGGUGUUGGGUCGGAGAAAGAGUGGAUGGUGGUUGUGUUGACCACGAACACUCCUGGUGGAAGUUUCGCUAGUGGUGAUGCGACGUCAGUGAGAGCUAUGGCUGGGUUAGGGCUAAUGGGGUUGUUGUUCAGUUGCUUUCUGGUAUUGUGA